Spodoptera littoralis (African cotton leafworm) is the source of this 1590-nucleotide messenger RNA. Lineage: Eukaryota; Metazoa; Arthropoda; Insecta; Lepidoptera; Noctuidae. The record is from the annotation of a GenBank genome assembly.
AUGCUGCUGCUACUGACGUGGAUAGUGGUGAUCGUCACAGCCGUAGUGCUGUACCUUCGCCAAGCCUACGGCUCCCUACGCCGCGAAGGCAUCAACCAUCUGCCAACCGUCCCAUUCUUCGGCAACAUCUUCUGGGUUAUGUUCCAGAAAGAGCACUUUGUUGAUCUCAUAAUGAAGAUUACUAAUGCUUUCCCAGAUGACAAGAUAGUAGGAAACUACGACAUGAUGACUCCUAUACUGAUCAUUCGAGAUCUGGAGAUGUUGAAGCGUAUCACAGUCAAAGAUUUUGAGCACUUCAUAGACCGUCGCAGCUUCACCACUGAGUUGGAUCCUAUGUUUGGUAGAGGUCUGCUGCUUCUGCACGGUGACGAAUGGAAGGCAAUGCGAUCUACAAUGAGUCCAGCCUUCACCAGCUCCAAGAUCCGGCUGAUGGUUCCAUUCAUGGAAGAGGUUUGCUUGGAGAUGGUCAAAGUACUCAAACAGAGGAUCAAAGAUUCUGGAACUUCUUACUACGACAUGGAGUGUAAAGAAGUGAUGACGAGAUACGCGAAUGACGUGAUUGCCUCCUGUGCUUUCGGCCUGAAAGUGGAAUCUCUGACAACAGACAGUGAGUUCUACGUGCACAGCAAGUCAAUCACCAAGUUUACUUUUUGGAGGUUCAUGAAGUUUAUGUUCUACAGGCUUCUACCUUCCGUAGCCGGGAUGAUGCAACUAUCGCUGGUGUCACAGGAGACAACGGACUACUUCACAAACGUAGUCCUUGGUACAAUGAAGGACAGGGAGAAGAACAAGAUUGUUCGGAAUGAUAUGAUCAACAUCCUGAUGGAAGUAAAGAAAGGACAACUUACACACGAGAAAGAAGGUAAAGACGCUGAUGCUGGGUUUGCAACCGUUGAAGAGUCACACGUUGGAAAGAAACAGCAUAAUUAUGAAUGGACCGAUACAGACCUAGUAGCCCAAGCAGCAUUAUUCCUCUUCGCUGGCUUCGACACAAUUUCCACAGCGAUGUCGUUCAUACUGUACGAGCUGGCAAUGAACCCUGACGUGCAGGACCGGCUGGUGCAGGAGAUCAGGGAGUAUGACGCCAAGAACAACGGAAAGAUUGACUACAACAGUAUACAGAGCAUGACUUAUUUAGAUAUGGUGGUGUCAGAGGGUAUGAGACUAUGGCCGCCGGCUCCCUUCAUGGACAGAAUAUGUGUGAACGACUACAACAUUGGGAAACCCAACAAAGAAGCUACAAAGGAUUUAAUCAUUCGCAAGGGGCAGUGUGUGGUGAUCCCGGCGUAUACUCUCCAUCGCAAUCCUGAAUACUUCCCAAACCCUUCAAAGUUCGACCCGGAACGGUUCUCGCAUGAAAACCGGGACAAAAUCGUCCCGUUUACUUAUUUACCGUUCGGGUUGGGUCCUAGGAAUUGUAUUGGAUCUCGUUUUGCCUUGUGUGAGGUGAAAGUAAUGCUGUACCUGCUGCUCCGUGACCUGAAGCUGACCACUUGUGAUAAAACCUGCAUCCCUGCGCGGUUGAGCAAGAAUGGAUUCGAAAUGCUACUCUUUGGAGGUGCCUGGGUUCGAUUGUCUGUUCGCACCUAA